AGAGAGCAGGAUAAAAAAGACAACAAUACGUCAUGACGUCAGCGUCAAAGUUGACGCACAACGUCAUGACGCAAUUUAUCCAAAUUUUGCGCGGGUUUGCUGUUGUUAUGGUGAGGCUGUCAUCCAGCGUCUGUCGGCUCACUAAAUACAUAUAAAAAGGUUUACUGGGAGUCUUCACGUCGCUUCACGUCGCUGGGAAAACCGAGAAUAUGUCCAAACGAAAGGCGUUUUUAGAGGCUGCCUGUAAGGAAAAUGUGGAGGACUUCCUUCACUUUAUCCAACUUCAUAAGGACAAAGCGGAGCCUUUCGAUGUGGAGGAGGUGGUGCAGGAGAUGCCCAGAGACCAGAGACAGACUCUGUGGGGAAAACUGUCUUCACUCCUUCAGGACGUCCUGCAGGAGUUACCUCCAGAGCGCUGGGAGGAGGGCAACGAGGAGGGCAUGGAAGUGGAGUCAGCUGCGGAUCCUAAACAUGUCAUGGCUGUUGUGGAUGGGGUGACACUAGUGGCUGCUGUGUCCUUAAAGGUCCUUGAAGACGGUGACACCUACAGCGCCCUUCUGGAAGUUGCCCACAGGCUUCACGAUGUUCUUGUGUCGCUGCCUGUCUCGGAGGUACCUCUGCAUCACCACAUCCACACACUGUGCGAGGCCUGGUGGAAGAAAGGGCUGAAGGAGAAAGAACAGUUUGGUCGCACCGCUUUCCUCAUCUCUCUGCAGAAGAGCUUCAUUUUGAAGAAACCAGGUGUUGAGAUCCAAAGAGUCUGGAGUCUCCAUGAUGUGCUUUUGAGUCUGGACUACACAUCCGAAGACAGCAAGCAGAUAAUCGACUUGUUGCUUCAGUGCUUCCUGUUUCCUAAUUACAUUAGAAGCGAUGACGGAAAGCGAUUCCUGGUGUUUCUUUUCAGCUGGAACGUCGACUUCAUCUGGGUUAUUCACGGCACCAUCAAAAACCAGCUGGAGUUUUAUAACAAGACCAUAACCACUCAAAUUCCGGAGAUCUACUUCCGAGCAUGGAAGAAGGCCAGCGGGGACUUCCUGGAGAAGAUUGAGAGCUCAUGCAUUCAGGAUUUUAUGCAGAAUGCGAUCUUCCUUCCUAGAGCAUCUCCUGUCCAUACCAAAGUCCGACAGAUCGUGAGCUAUUUCCACUCAAGGAAGGGCUGUAACAAGGUGGACAAGAUGCUCUGUAAUCUCUACAAGCCCAUUCUCUGGAAAGCUUUAAGUGUUCCAAACUUUGAGGUGCGUGCAAAUGCCACUUUGCUUUUCACUGAGGCCUUCCCAGUCCACGACCCGGAGCAGAACAACAAGAAUACAGAUGAGGCCAUUCAAAAGCAGCUGGACACCGCGAUGGGCCUUCUUGAUGACCCUCACCCCACUGUGCGCUCCAAUGCGACCCUGGGAGUCUGUAAGAUCCUGGCCAAGUGCUGGGAGCUCCUUCCUCCUACGAUCAUCACAGACUUCCUGAAGAAGCUGAUGGAGCUGGCGGCUGACAUCAGCUCCCCUGAUGUCCGCUGCUCAGUCUUCAAGUGUCUGACUAUUGUCUUGGACAACGGCCUCAGCCAUCCAAUAUUGGAAAAACUCCUGCCCACUCUCAAAUACAGCUUUCAUGACAACUCGGAGAAAGUCCGCGUAGCUUUCCUGGACAUGCUCAUCAAGGUCAAGGCAGUGCGUGCUGCCAAGUUCUGGGACGUGUGCAACAUGGACCACCUGCUGGCCCGUCUGGCCAUCGACUCCCACUCGGUUUCUAAACGCAUUGUGGAUCUGCUCUUCAAGUCCUUCUUCCCCGUCAACGAGUCGGACACGGAGUGGUGCUGUCGCUGCAUCACCCUCAUCCAGAUGAACCCCAUGGCUGCCAGGAAGUUCUACCAGCACGCCCACAAACACACAGCCCCCACUAACAUAAUAAAGCUGAUGUUGGCCAUUCGCCGUGUUUUGAACAGCUGUGUCCAGACCGAAUGCGACCUGUCCGAGAUUAAUGACAGCAACAAGGAGAACAGCGCACAGGCUGAACCUCUGCUGGGGAAAGACAAGGCCGUCGUGUCCAGUCUGCUGGAGAUCGUUGUCAUCCUGUGGAAAAGUGUUGAGAAGGCCCUGAGGCAAAAUGAAGAGGCCCAGAAGUACACUUUUGCCAAGUUUGGAAACGUCAUGUCCAAGUAUUUCCAGGCCUUUGAGGAUGAGCGAUGUACCGUUGCUCUCAUACAACUGGCCUCGUUUAUGCCUCCUGCUGCAGUUCCAACAUUCAGCUGCGGCGUCCUGUCCAGACUGAGGAGGAUGGACUCAGGAGCAGCGCCAGCACAGUACGGCCAGCUGUUAGACUGCCUGUGCAGCUGGGGCCAGGCUGCUGACAUCCUGGAACUCGUCACUGACUGGCUCACCGAGGCUCUGCCUAAGCAAGGGGACAACCCCAAACGAAAGGUGCGUAUCCAGGAGACGGUGGAGGCCAAACCAGACCUGGCUCUGGCUUACCUGGAGUACCUGUUCAGCCACACUUCAUCACGGGAGAAAGUCCUGGCUCUCGGUCAGAGACCUCUGAAGCAGCUCCACACAGUUCUAGGAAACUGGACGUCGGUGCUGUACACUCACCUCAGCUCCACCACAGAAGAUCCUAAAAGUCCCAGUGUGGAGACCACGAUGAAAGUCUUCAGGCACCACGGCCGCCUCGGUGCGCAUCUGCAACAUAGUUCCUCAGAGGGUCGAGACUACCUGCUGUCUCUGGAGCAUGUGGCAGCGUGGGUAGCUGAGAGGGUAUUGCCCUUCCUGAAACGUACCAGCGAUGAUGAGGAGGAGGAGGAGGAGGCGGCAUUGGAGAAGUCACAGCCACUGGCUGCACAGAUAACUGAGAGUUUCCUGACAGUGUGCCGAGACGUUUUACUUGUGGGUUUGGGCGACGAGACGUUCAAGGGUCAAAUCCUGCACUUGUGCUCGCUCACCCUCCUCUCAGUGUCAGGCUACCUGUGUAUUCCUGCAGUGCUGCUGAUUUUGAAGGAGGUGGCACACAGCUAUGUGCCCGAGGACAACAACAACAAUCAGGCUCAGGAAAAUGAGGAAGAUGCAACCACUGUUGUUCUGGGUGUGGUGGCCAACAUCUUCCAGAAGAUUAUAGAGCUCUUGGCUCGCCGUCUUAGGAAGGAACCGGAGGAGGGAAAACAGCUGUGCCAGUCAGCGGUUCCCGGCCUGACAGACUUCCUCCAGGUGGCGCAGACCUGGGACAAAGCGCCUCUCUGCGGGGUCUUCUCUACUCUCUUUGCUGUCAUCGUCGUGGAGAAGAGACAUUUGCUUCAGAAGAUUACCCAUCAUGAAGAGGUGAUCACCCCAGAGACAGUGGAGGACAUGCCUCCUCUGUCCAGCAUCCUGCUGUCUGUCAUCCUCAAAUUACCCUCUCUUACCAGGGCCUUUUUGACAGAAGUCAGCUCGUCUGUGGACUCUGAGGCCAUCAGCAGUCUGAACGAACUGGCUGCCGUCCUGCACAUCUUGGCGGUCGUCAGACACACGGGGCAGUCUAAAGCAGGUCUGAAGAGCGCUGCCACAUCUGUCCAGCUGCUGCUUCACAAACAUGCAGUCACAUCUGUAGACGCCGGAGACAUCCAGAGGGUUAUUUAUGAAUCUUCUGUGAAGACCUUGAAUGAAAUUCUGGAUUUAUGAGUUAUUUGACACGUAAUAUCUGCUUCACAUUUAUAUUCUGUGAAGCUAAGGAGAGCCGUAUAAUAUCUGCCUCGCUGUUAGCAUUUCAGACUUUCAGUUUCUGGCAGACUAAAAAUGACACAAUUAAAUAUUUCAACUUCACCGACCAGGCUUUUUUAAAAAAUAUGGUUUGGAUUGAAAUCUAAAGCCGAGGACAAGUGCCUGUCUGUUACCAUGUUUCUCCAGAUUGGCUCUCUAUUUAUUUCUUGAUGGCACACAUUGCUCACAUGUUGUCUCUCAGGCUUUGUGCAUUGAUAAUGCUGAGAAGUAUUGAUGGAGUACUCCACACUGCAGACAUACGGUUGCUUAGAUUGAGUGGUAUUUGUCUUUAGAGCUUUCUCUCCGCAGCUCUGCGCUCCACUUUUUUAAUAUGAAAUGCAUAUAUUUUUUCAUGUUUCACUAUCUGUGUUUAUGUAUCUGUUGCUCUGUCAGCUGUUGUGUACUUCUAAUAAGAAUAAAACAAACUGUAUCAAUCAA
Sebastes umbrosus (honeycomb rockfish) is the source of this 4154-nucleotide messenger RNA. RefSeq names its product non-SMC condensin II complex, subunit G2 (gene ncapg2). The coding region runs from base 210 to 3638 and encodes 1142 amino acids. Gene Ontology annotation, biological process: mitotic sister chromatid segregation. The transcript has 27 exons. NCBI's taxonomy places the organism in Eukaryota, Metazoa, Chordata, Actinopteri, Perciformes, Sebastidae. Gene Ontology annotation, cellular component: nucleus; condensin complex. The record is from RefSeq and is a predicted model, not a curated record.